This is a messenger RNA of Punctularia strigosozonata HHB-11173 SS5, 1924 nucleotides long. RefSeq lists its product as uncharacterized. The record is from RefSeq and is a predicted model, not a curated record. Gene Ontology annotation, cellular component: nuclear pore. Gene Ontology annotation, biological process: intracellular transport. Lineage: Eukaryota; Fungi; Basidiomycota; Agaricomycetes; Corticiales; Punctulariaceae. The transcript is spliced from 5 exons. The coding region runs from base 1 to 1887 and encodes 628 amino acids.
AUGAAGCGUGCCAGCGAGAAGCAGUUGACGCAGGACAACGCUGACGAAGAUGAUGUGGAGGAAGUAGCUCCCCCCGUCACGGGCAUACAAAGGGCAGACGAAACCGUCCUGGCCACCCGAAAGAUACGCGCCCUUCCUAAGCGCUUCGCGCAACCGGCUGCUGCAACUAAUCCGGCGGCAACCAGCGGGUCAGAGGCCCCUGCUGCUCCUCGGUUUAGUGGCUUUGCCGGCUUUGGGGUGCCUGCCGCCGCCGCAACUCCCUUCUCCUUCAAAGUUCCGGCUCCUCCUGCUACUACGAAUGGCACAGACGCUGCAGCCCCGAGUGUCUCUACAUCUGCCUCGACAGCGACCAAAACCUUUGCUUCGUUUCUGUCUGCUCCGACUGAUCCUACACCUACUCUUCCACCACCUAACCCUGCAUCUGCCUUCCCAUCCACGUCCACCUCUGCAUCUGCCACACCCGCAUCCAGCACGAGUACAAGCAAAGACGAAGAAGCCGCGCUCAAACUAUAUAAAUCUCUGCGCGGUAUCAACGUGUCUCUUCUAUCCGCCAUAUCUAAGGCGGUAGAGAAGGACCCGUUCGCCGACAUCAGCAACCUCCUCGAACAAUACCGCCAAUUCCGCGUGACCGCCCAAAAGGAGUACGACGAGAGGCCGAAGUCUGGGGAUAGCCAUCCAGCUUCAACAGCCCCGACGCCACCAGCACCUGCGGCCUCUACUUCCACUCCUGAUGUUCAGCCGCCCAGCACAUCCACGGCGAUGCCUGCGCCACCGCCCAGUUUCACCGGCUUCUCCGCUUCCGCCAGCUCGAAGAGCGGCGAAUCCUCCGAUGCGCCCGCGCCCGCGGCCCCGGCGGCGCCUCCCAAAUCUGCGUUCCCCGCCAGCACAUCAACCGAAGGCUCCUCAUCAGAUGCACCUCCCAAACCACUCUUCCACUUUGCCGGAACAUCCGGGCGGACCGAAGCACCUUUCACCUUCGGCAGUAAGGAAGCAUCGAAGCCGCCGCCCUUCUUUGGCGUAUCCUCAGACGCCGCCUCCAAGCCAAGCUUUUUCGGCUCGAACGGCGCGUCGACCUCGACCGCCUUCGGCGGGGGCGCGCCACCGUCCGCCUUCACCUUUGGCAACAAGCCCGCGGAUCCGGCGCCCGCCUUUGGCGUGACGAAAGACGGCGCGGCGGCGACUUCCUCCCCCGACAACAAGCCCGCGUUCACGUUCGGCGCCGGCGCUGGCACGACCUUCGGUGGCUUCUCUCCGCCGAAGCCUAUCGGUGGCGCGCUGGGCAACGCGGUUGGAUUCGCGUUCGGAAGCCCGCCUAAGACGCCGGACGCGGACCCCAAGCCGCCAGCGUCGUCCGCGUUCGGCAAUAGCGGGUUCAACUUUGCGCGGCCGCCUGACCCCGCGGCGGCGCCCAAAAGCGAGGAUAAGGAGGGAUCGGCGGAGGGUGCUGACGCAGGCGCCGGGGCGAGGGGCAACGCGGCGAAGCUGCUGGGGAACAACCCGCACGAUGGAGAAGGAGCGGGAGAGGAGGACGAGGAGACUACGCACGCGAUUAAGAGCAAGUUGUACAAGUUUGUGAAGCAGGAAGAAGAGUCCAGCUGGACGGACAUGGGCGUCGGCAUAUUGAGGCUGAAGAAGCACAAGGAGACGGGGGUGAGGCGGGUGCUGAUGCGGAACAGCAGUACGGGCAAGGUCCUCGUCAACUUCAAGCUGCAUUCCGGCCUGAAGCCUACAUUGGCGGAGAAGGAGAAGGUGGUAGCGUUUGUUGGACCAAAUGGAUCGGGUGCGGCGUCCUUCAAGAUUCGCUUGAAGACGUUAGAGCAGGCAGCGGAACUCAAGGAGGCGAUGGACCGGGAAAUCGCCUUCGUCAAAGGCGGUACGGAGAAAUAGUCCCGAGGAUCUAGCCUUCAGCCCCGUGUCAGUGGUC